AUGUACCUGCUCCUUGUCGCCCUCUUCGUCGUUGUUCUUCGACUCGUCGAUGGGCGGCACAACGUCACCAUUGACGAUCAGGAUCCCUCAAUCGUCUAUGCACCCACAGGCGCCUGGAAUCGAUCCGCUGCGAGUGCAUUGGAUUAUGGGGGCUCUCACAUCCUUACGCAAAAUUCGAAUGCGACUGCGUCGUUCAAUUUUACUGGUGUAGCUAUAUACUUUUUAUCACCGCUCUGGCCUUAUCUAGUCAACACAGCAGUUUCACUCGAUUCCGGGCCCAUACUCCUCAUCGACUUGGUGGAUCACAGCAGUUCGACCAGUGCUGUGCAAGGCCCGGAGACUGUAGAAUCUCAUGUUGUGUGGAACGCUACUGGGUUGGCGAAUGGGCCACAUAGACUUGUUAUCUCAGUUGGUGCUGAUUGUGAAUGCAGCUACACCGUUCUUGACCCAGCUGAUCUCGGCUCCUCUUCCGUUUCAUCAUUAUCGCCUACUCCCGUGCCUACUACCACAGGUCGCAUUCUUGCUUCCCAAGUCCCAUCUCAAACCUCCACGUCCACCAAAAAGCAUGUCCUGCCAAUCGCCCUGGGAACCGUUCUGGGUGUCCUCGGUCUUCUUUUCAUCGCUGCAGCGUUUUGGUUCUGCUGCAAGCCAAGAAAACGGCCACCUUCCGAAGCCUGGACGGUACAAGGCCCUCCUUCAUCCACGAUUCCCUCUACACCUCAGAUGACGGGAAGCUCGUCAUCUCCAAUCACGCCAGGCCAGUACACACCUUCAAACCAACGCUAUCCAGGACCACAAUCCAGUCAGACUGCCUGGCAAAAUCCUCGCUACGGAUUCGUGGGCAUGCCGUUACCUGCUGUGGUAGGUCACCAGUCAUACGAUCCCAACUAUCCGCAGCAAGGGGAUAUGAACGACCCUUCGAACAUGCGAGCCCCGAAUAGGUAUCAGCAUGGGGCUAACACCCUCUCCACCAUCACCGAGAAAUCCACUCCUCAGCAUCGCGAGGGUCAAGUGCCGCUGGCCAACUCCAACUCCCCAGCAUCUCUCAACACAGAUUUAGCGUAUUAUACGCCGCAAACGGGGUCAGAGAUGGGGAGCGAGCUGAGGUCCAAUUCUGCUUUGGGGUAUUCGCGUCCUGACGCGAUAGGGAACGGAGCUCCCCAGCGUACCGACAUUAAUGUUGGACAUCAGCGUUCUGAUCUGCGUGGUGCUUAUCAGAAUCCUAACGCCCAGAGUAGCGGGUGGUACAAUGGUGGGGUCCAGAAUGAAAAGAAGCAACGGUAG
This is a messenger RNA of Laccaria bicolor S238N-H82, 1284 nucleotides long. RefSeq lists its product as uncharacterized. The record is from RefSeq and is a predicted model, not a curated record. Bases 1 to 1284 code for a protein of 427 amino acids. NCBI's taxonomy places the organism in Eukaryota, Fungi, Basidiomycota, Agaricomycetes, Agaricales, Hydnangiaceae. The transcript has 3 exons.